Photinus pyralis (common eastern firefly) is the source of this 1681-nucleotide messenger RNA. RefSeq lists its product as uncharacterized. The transcript is spliced from 6 exons. The coding region runs from base 865 to 1569 and encodes 234 amino acids. Lineage: Eukaryota; Metazoa; Arthropoda; Insecta; Coleoptera; Lampyridae. The record is from RefSeq and is a predicted model, not a curated record.
GUGUAAAUUUAUUUUUACAGUCGUAUCAUUAUACAAACUAAGGCAACACAAACUCUUAUUAUUUACCGUAUUACAUAGAUACCCUUUCAAAAAUAGAUUAAUAAAUAUAAGGGGAAGGCGCUGUACCAGAAACCAUUUUUUUAACUCUUAAUUACCUAACAAUAACAAAAAUGACUAGGUCACUCACCUCUACGAAUUUACUUGUAAAGGUCCAUUGUUACUUCGGUUUUACGAAUAGUGCAUAUAUAGGGAAUUAAAACGGUCGAUUAUUUUUUUAAACCAUUACGUUUGUAUGCAUAGAUUUACAAAAUAUACUACAUGUAUCAAUAUUUUUUUAAUGAUCAAACAGAGCAAAUAUCAUCGAACUAGCACAUGAAAAAUAAAUAUAGUUUUCUAUAAAAGGUGAAUGUUUCAUCAAUUUGUUCGUCGGUUUACGUUGCGUCAAGGCCCUUAUGGAGUAGAUGUAGAAUCUCCAUAAUUUAUGUAAUAUUACACUUGCUUGCCGUUAUAUGUAAAAAGUUGUUGAUUAUUUAUCUUUGUUUACAGAGAAUAGUAGGUUAUCUGUAGAGAUAUUUGUUGUAUAAAGUGUGAUUUAGCAGUUAUUUUGCCAAUUAUAUGCCCUCUCUAACGCUGUGUGGCUUCUCAAGGGAACUAUUUUGAAGGCGACAAUAUGCCAGAAUCCAGACUCACAAGACCAAAUAAUGCGAAGAGAAUGAGGAAAUUGAGUUAAUUAUCUCAAAAAAAUACACCUAUGGAGAGAAACAAAAAGAAAAACUCGGGUGCAGUUAUUUACACAUGUAUGCAGAAGAGGACACUUAAAACAAUUAUUUGCCCUUUUAAACGACCCUUAUCAUUCAUGUUAAUAUGUCAGAUCAUUUUUUGGAGAACGUAGACGAGAUUCAUAAUCACGUAGCAGUUUUGGAACACAAUCUAAAUGCUAUUCAAGACUACAAGGAGCAAUUCAUCGAUGCUGUUAAUGACAAAAUAGGACUAACUUCUUCGGAUUUGGAGAACGGGCGUACAGCUGCCGUCAAUGUGAAAGAAAGCAGUAAAAUUGAUAACGAAUGUCAAGAACUGGACGAGGAGAUAUGUGGCCUUCUCAACCAAAUUCAGGUGAAAGAAGAGAACAUCCGUAAUUUAACGCAACAAUUACAACACAAAAAGGAAGCUUUGGAGAAAUUGAAAUUAGAGGAAGAGGCUGCGCAUAUUAAUAAUCAAACUAAAUUGAAAGGUUUUCAGAAGGCUUUGCAUCACUUUACCCAAAACUUUCAGUAUACUAUCAGUUUGGAGGAUGUGGAAGAUCCAAAUCGAUAUCACCUUAUAAUGACCUUUAUUAUCGAUAAAGUGGUGUCUCCGUAUCCAAUAAAGUUUAUUUUUGAGAAUAAAACUGACAUACUGAUAGACUUUGAUGGUAGAGCUUUGCUGACAGAUGAUGAGCAUAGAACUUUAUCUGAUCUGUACCACAAAAGAAAAAAUACUUUAGCUUUGUUAUGCCGAUUGCGAAAUAUCACAAAGAAAAGAAUGCUCCAGGCUAAAAGUGGAGCCUUAGGGAAUGAAGGAUCUGUGUAACAAUAAUAUAUAUUAAGAAAAAUUAUUUCAUGUUUGUGUUAUAUUGCUAAGAACAAACUCUGUACAUUUGCUGUAUAUUCUCUAUUUUCCCUUAUUAGAAAUAUAGUACGAA